UGCAUUGUCAAAUUAUACCUUCCGGGAUUGUCCAAUCCUUCCGAAACAGCUUUUCGUUUUUAGCUCUCCAGACCGAGGUUUGGAAAGCCUGGAGAGGGUUUCCACAUGUAAAUUUAUGGGGCAUUUGCUUCAACGUCAAGAGCGACUCUUCUCCCGCCGGAGAGUCCUCCCAACGGGACUAACGCCUGUUUGCCUUCUCUGUAACUCUAUGGUGCGAUAGAAAGAAACUAAAGGAAAUUCUAGCGCGGCCUGAAUUUCGGCAGCACCGAAACUGCAAAGCGGUAGCAGCGGCAGCACCGCCGAGGGGGCAGCCGCUGUGGACGGAGUGGGGUCGAGGUGGGGAAAAUCCUGACCGGUCACUCUCCGGCACGCGGGGCGCAGGAGUAAGAGACCAUGGCAGAACAUGGGGCUCAUCUCACUGCCACCUCCACAUAUGAGGACAGGCCUUCUAUAUUUGAAGUUGUUGCCCAAGACAGUUUGAUGACUGCUGUGAGGCCAGCAUUUCAACAUGUGAUCAAGGUAUUGGCUGAAUCCAACCCUUCAUAUUAUGGUUUCCUGUGGCGCUGGUUUGACGAAAUCUACACCGUCCUGGAUCUUCUACUCCAGCAGCACUACCUCUUCCGGUGCAGUGCUUCUUUUUCUGAAAACUUCUACGGCUUGAAGAGAGUUGCACUGAAAAAGAAAAGGAAUCAGCAGAUAUCCUUGGUCACUGCUGGACUUCCCCAAAAGCAUCACUGGAAAUCUCUCUGCUUGUUGGUCCUUGUUCCAUAUCUGAGAACUAAACUGGAAAAGUUGAUCUCCCGUCUCCAGGAAGAGGACGAUUAUUCUAUCCACCCACCGUCAUCUUGCUGGAAGCGGUUUUACAAGGCCUUCCUGGCUGCCUAUCCCUUUGUGAACAUGGCUUGGCAGGGCUGGUUUCUGGUGCAGCAGUUAUGUUACAUUCUGGGGAAGGCUCAGCAUCACUCCCCGCUGCUGAGACUGGCUGGUGUGUAUUUGGCUAGGCUGACAGCAGAAGAUCUGCGGGCUUUGGAAAAUGUACCUGUAGCUGCUGGUGACAUCCUGCAGUCAUCAAACAGCAUGAAAGAGCAAAUACAGUCAGCUGGGAAAAAAAUCUUGGGGGGCCUGGCUUUCUCCCUCUCCACCGGCCUCUCUGUGGGCAUCUUCUUCCUCCAGUUCUUGGAGUGGUGGUAUUCGGCUGAGAAUCAGGAGACCAUCAAAUCGCUGACUGCUAUGCCAAUCCCACCACCACCUGUGCACCUGGACUACGAGACCGAUUCACCUCUCUUGCCAAAGCUCAAGACAAUAUGCCCAUUGUGUCGUAAAAUCCGUGCCAACGAUACAGCCCUCUCCACCUCUGGCUUUGUUUUCUGCUAUCGCUGCAUCUACCAUUAUGUGAAGCAUCACCAGCAGUGUCCCAUCACUGGCUAUGCCACUGAACUUCAGCACCUUAUCAAAUUAUACGCACCUGAAAACUGACCGGUCCAUUCUUCAAUUUUUAUAUAAAAACUGGAAUGCUACAUUGCAGAAUUGGGUGGUUUUUUUCUGAUUGUACUAAGCAUGACCUUUAAGAGGGUAGCUAUGGGUUAUACUAGCUGUUUGGAGAAUCAAUAGAAGUCAACUGUUGUCUUUGGACCAUCUCACCUAAUAUCUAAUAAGUGAAAACAGAUUAGCUGAGAAAGAUUAGACAGAAAGAAGGCCCAAUCUGUUUCUCAUCAGGAUGACUUGAGGCACAUUUCCAAGGGUAAACUACUUUUCCUAGAAACAAUUGGUCAUUAACUGGCCAGCUCAGGGUUACAGACCAAGUUGUGAGCAGGUUUUAGAAAAAAAUAGCUUUAAUAGAAGCAGCCUAAAACUAAGAAGAAAAUUCCUGAUAGAACAAUUUGCCUCCAGAAGUUGUGAAUGCUCCAACACUGGGGAUUGGACAACCAUUUGUCUGAAAUGGUAUAGGGUCUCCUGCCUGAGCAGCGGGUUGGACUAGAAGACCUCCAAGGUCCCUUCCAAUUCUGUUAUUCUAUUCUAAUUUCAUCAUACAUUAUACAUUGAUAACUUUCAGUUGCACACUGCUGUAAGUGACCAUGAAAAGACAGAAAAGCUGCUGAGAGGAACCUAAGCAGCUAACCUUUAAAUAUUUUCUAGCAGCAGCAAGGUAGCAGUUGUUACCUAUAAAGCAUUCACAGCAAGGAGCUGGUUUAUUUACAAAACCUCAUCUUCCUCAUUUCUGUCCAUCCCACCAGGUCCAACUGGAGGGGCACGCUCUGGGUCCUCAAUUGAAGAAGUGGGCCCUAGGUCCACUAUGACAUAGGAAGCAGGGGUUUUUUGUCAUAGUACCUGCCUUCUGGAACACCCUAUGCCCAAGGUUAUAUUGGCCCUUGAUGCUACUGAUCUUUUGCAAAGCACUAAGAUCUGGAUGUUCUCCAGAAUAUUGGGAUUGAAAAGGAUAGCCUAUGAAAUGAGAUGAGAUUGUAUUGUUCAGUUUUUAUUGGGUUUUUAGCAAUCACUGUAGGUUCUUCAUAUUUUCUUGAUCAUUGUUUUUGCAUUGUUUUUAUGUUUGCCACCCAAAAUCACAGCUGCAAGCCAUGUAAGUCAAACAAAUGAUACAUUCCUCAAAAUAAACACAUAAGAAACUGCUUAACAGAGAUUGCCUUUGUACAUCAUGAUAAAUAUUAACAUUGUAUUACAAAUGCUUUUAUGUUGCUUCAAUCAGUUUUUACUUUAAGAGACUCUAUGAGAAAAACAAGCCCAGAACAAUCUGAGAUUUGAAUUCUAACUCUUCUGGAAAAAGUGCAAGAUUAUAAGCUUCUGUUUGAUAAAAUGAAAGUUGGCUUUGGUAAACAAGGUUACAAAUACAAACCCAACCAUUUGGGGGACUCAACAAGAUGUCUGAACUGUUAAAUCCGGAAUCCUUUUGAUGCGUUACAUAAAAAGGUGUAAUAGGGGAUAGAAAACUGGUAUUUUUUCUCCCAUGCUUCUAAAUAAAAUGCAGGGGAUUGAUUCUGGAUUUUUUGUUUUUGGGAUAUUUUUGCUUCCUUAAUGGUUUUAACAUGAGUCAGCUUGGUAGGGUGACAGAUCACUCAAUGGUUGUGUUUACAAAAUAGGCUAUAUCAGGAUCUGCUAG
This is a messenger RNA of Notechis scutatus (mainland tiger snake), 3115 nucleotides long. RefSeq names its product peroxisomal biogenesis factor 12 (gene PEX12). Gene Ontology annotation, molecular function: zinc ion binding; protein binding; ubiquitin-protein transferase activity. The record is from RefSeq and is a predicted model, not a curated record. Gene Ontology annotation, biological process: protein import into peroxisome matrix; protein monoubiquitination. Gene Ontology annotation, cellular component: peroxisomal importomer complex; peroxisomal membrane. NCBI's taxonomy places the organism in Eukaryota, Metazoa, Chordata, Lepidosauria, Squamata, Elapidae.